This is a messenger RNA of Anopheles coustani, 2039 nucleotides long. It is a transcript of the gene Tat, whose product is annotated as tyrosine aminotransferase. The coding region runs from base 582 to 1922 and encodes 446 amino acids. Gene Ontology annotation, molecular function: pyridoxal phosphate binding; L-tyrosine:2-oxoglutarate transaminase activity. The record is from RefSeq and is a predicted model, not a curated record. NCBI's taxonomy places the organism in Eukaryota, Metazoa, Arthropoda, Insecta, Diptera, Culicidae. Gene Ontology annotation, biological process: aromatic amino acid metabolic process; biosynthetic process. The transcript is spliced from 3 exons.
ACGAGGAGCGGAGCUGCUGGAAGCCUUGAUGUAAUAUCCAAAUGUCCUGUGUCGUGCCAUUCGUCCGAAGCAAGGGUUGUGGUGCCUGUUUUGUCCUGUACAUCCAGACCUUAUGUGGACCCAGCGUGCCUGUUGCGUGAAGGCUUUUGUAGAGCAGCUUAUAUUGUGCGCGCAAUAAAUGAAAGUGUGAGGUGUGUGACUCGUGAGGUGUGUGCGGAAAAGGUGAGCAGCCAUUCCCUAAACAUCUAAGGGGAUCUCCGAAUGAACGGUUUUCGACGGUGCUGCAAUUCUGCAGAGCUCUCGUAACGGUCGUCGCCAGUAUCGCCGACUGCCGACAGGUAGCCCCGUUUUCCAGUAGAACACCACGGGAGUAAAACAGGUCCCCCGAAGACACAGGACCCCGAAGAAUUGUAGACAAAACAGCCAGCCAGCAACUGGUAGCUGCCGCCCAGCGAGCCGUAGCGCCAUACGUUAAUCCUCCCACAAGCUAUAAAUAUAUAUUUAUAGAUAGUCGAUUCCAAUCUCUCGGUUCCAAAUCCCCCCCCCCCCCCGCGAAGAAAGCCGGUUUCUGUUUGGUGACUAUGAAAGAUUUGGUAGACAUACCAACGCUGAACCAACUCAACACCCAGCGCCCAAUCAAGAGCAAGCGUAACCGAUGGAACGUGGAGAUCUCGGACUUCGCCAGGCUCACGCAUAAUCCAAUCCGCGCCAUCGUCGAGGGGCUGAACAUCCAACCGCAUCCGGACAAACCGCUGAUCGCCCUCUCGAUAGGAGAUCCUACCACGUUUGGCAAUCUAAAACCGUCGCAGGAAACAAUCGACGCCAUCCGGCAGGCAGUCGAAGACGGCAACGGCAACGGCUAUGCACCAGCGAACGGUCACCAGGAGGCCCGUGAAGCGGUCGCCCGCUACGUCCAGCACCAGGGGCCGGUGUCGGCGAGCGACGUGAUCCUGUGCAGCGGCUGUAGCAGCGCGCUGGACCUGUGCAUCUCCGUGCUCGGUGUGCCGGGUAAGAACAUUCUCAUCCCGAAGCCGGGCUUCUCCAUCUACCGCACGCUGGCCGAGGGUUUCGGGAUCGAGUGCCGCACGUACGAUCUGCUGCCCGAGCGCGACUGGGAGGCCGACCUGACGCAGCUGGAGCGGCUGAUCGAUGAGGACACGUGCGCGCUGAUCGUGACCAACCCGGGCAACCCGUGCGGCAGCGUGUUUUCGCGCGCCCAUCUCGAGGCGAUCGUCGACAUCGCCGAGCGCCACUUUGUGCCGAUCAUCGCGGACGAGAUCUACGAGCAUUUCGUCUUUCCGGGGCACGAGUUCUGUGCCGUCAGCUCGCUGUCGCGCCGGGUGCCGGUGCUGUCGUGUGGCGGGCUGACGAAGCGCUUCCUCGUGCCCGGCUGGCGCAUGGGCUGGAUCAUCAUCCACGACCGGGAGAACGUGUUCCGGGACGUGCGCAAGGGUCUGGUCAACCUGUCCGUGCGCAUCCUCGGUAGCAAUACGAUUGUCCAGCGCGCCCUGCCGGCAAUACUGGAAAACACCCCCAAUGACUUUUUCGACGACCUCGUGGCAACGUUGCACCGCCACGCCGAGAUCGCUUACAAAUCGAUCAAGAAAAUUCGCGGCCUUCAUCCGGUGAUGCCGGGCGGCGCGAUGUACAUGAUGGUGGGCAUCGACAUCGACCACUUUCCCGAGUUCGAGCACGACCUGAGCUUCGUCGAGGCGCUCGUACAUGAGCAGAGCGUGUUCUGCCUGCCGGGACAAUGCUUCGAGUAUCCGAACUUCUUCCGCCUGGUGCUGACCGUGCCGGAAGAGAUGAUCGUGGAGGCGGUGAAACGGCUGGAGGAGUUCUGCGAGCUGCACUACAAGAUCGACAACGAGGAGCUGCUGGUGCAGCGCAACGGCUUGCUGUCGCAGAUGACCCAGUACUGAGAAAGUGACGAAGUGUGCGCACUAUUGCGUACCCCGGCUGAGGGCGAACAGAAUAUUCACUUAAAACGUAAACAUAUCUAUGGCCUACCCUAUAUUACAUACGCUCGGGAAAUAAAG